CUGCGAUGGUCAUUACGGUGCAGUAUCGGCCGGGCGAUGCGCAGGAGUUUCUCUAGAAAGUAUCGAGACUAUCGAGUUAGCCGCGCGUGCGCCGUACAUCAUGCAUACAAACAGCCAUUGACACAGGUUACAAACGUGCUGUCACUGCAACCGUGUCUCUUGAGACACAAGUGUUAGUGGAACAUUCGGAAUUGGGUUAGAAAAAUGGCCGGUGGUGUCUUUUGGAUCGUGCUGUGUGGAGCUAGCUUUAUAUCUGGAACUAGUACAAGUGAGGAUGUAGCAAGAUUUUUGAAAACGGAUGACGUUAUGGAUGUCACAGAUUUUUCCAUUUACUACGAUUUGAAGACCAAUGAGACAAUAAGACAGAUGAUGCCUCGUCCGUGGUACUGGCCGGGAUGGAUGCUGCGGCUGCCCUUCCAAGGUGGACCAUGUCAGUGUGAAGGUCUGCAGUGCUCAUGUUGUACUGGUAUACAAGUAUACAACUUCAAUAGGAAAUCAUGUGCCAACUUUACUUAUAAUCCUGAACAAUUGACGAUCGACAUGGAAGUGAUAAUGCAAAAUGCGAGUGUCUACAAAAAUACUUUUUCUGCCAGCAACGCGCCACCGUUUUGCAUCCCCAUCCCAGUGCCAUAUCUGCCUCCUGGUCUAGUGGACAUGUGCAUCAGGCUUUACAACAUAUCCAUAGUGGACCGAAAACUGCACGUCUGUAUGGACAUCGACAGUCGUAUUGAUAAAUCUCCAGUUUUGGUUCUUCACUUCGACUGCAUGGAUAUGGGGGCAGGUGGAGUAAGUCUUUCAAAGCCUGGCGGCUCCAAUCCCACCCCUGCUGACGUCACAGCAACUACGGAACCUCAGCAACUAGACAGUGACGUGUACGACCCAGUCACGGAACCCGACCAACAGCCAAUCAAAAAGUCUCGCUCCCAAAAACACUGGUUUAAAAAAUUCAAACGUUUACUUUAAAUUAAUCAUUAAAUGUUGACGGUA
This is a messenger RNA of Pectinophora gossypiella (pink bollworm), 987 nucleotides long. RefSeq lists its product as uncharacterized. Lineage: Eukaryota; Metazoa; Arthropoda; Insecta; Lepidoptera; Gelechiidae. Bases 205 to 963 code for a protein of 252 amino acids. The record is from RefSeq and is a predicted model, not a curated record. The transcript is spliced from 6 exons.